UUAAGGCGGGGCGGAGUUGCCGGAGAGGAGGCCCGCCCUCUCGCCGUAGGAGGGCUCUCUCUGACAGGAAGAAGAGGGUUAGUGACUGGCAGUGGGUUUCUACGAAAGCCGGGUUGCGUCUUCUCUAUCUGGUCCUUCACUAACCUCCGGAUAUAUGGCUAAAAAGGGCAUGAACCUGUGUAACGUGUGCUGCUUGCUUCUUUAUGUCGCCACGGCGGUGCUCGCCGGUCGAGAUUUCUAUAAGAUUUUGGGGGUGAGCAAGACGGCAUCAAUAAGAGACAUUAAGAAGGCCUACAGGAAGCUGGCUCUGCAGCUGCACCCCGACAGGAACCAGGACGACCCCAAAGCUCAGGACAAAUUUGCGGAUUUAGGAGCAGCUUAUGAGGUCCUCUCAGAUGAAGAAAAGAGGAAACAGUAUGAUAUGUAUGGAGAAGACGGACUCAAGGAAGGCCACCAUAGCUCUCACAAUGACAUCUUCUCCAGCUUCUUUGGAGACUUUGGCUUCAUGUUCGGAGGCAACCGGCAGCAACAGGACAAGAACAUCCCCAGAGGAAAUGACAUAAUACUUGAUCUGGAGGUCACGCUUGAGGAGGUGUACUCGGGGAACUUUGUGGAGGUUGUGCGUAACAAGCCUGUAGCCAAAGAAGCUCCUGGUAAAAGAAAGUGUAACUGCAGACAGGAGAUGAAGACCACACAGCUGGGACCGGGACGCUUCCAGAUGACUCAGGAGACCGUGUGCGACGAGUGUCCCAACGUAAAGUUAGUAAACGAGGAGCGAACCUUGGAGGUAGAGAUUGAGCAGGGAGUGAGAGAUGAGAUGGAGUAUCCCUUCAUUGGAGAAGGUGAACCUCACAUUGAUGGUGAGCCUGGAGACCUACGAUUCCGCAUCAAAGUGUUGAAACAUCCCGUGUUUGAACGCAGAGGAGAUGACCUGUUCACCAAUGUCACCAUUUCUCUGGUGGAGGCGCUGGUUGGCUUUGAGAUGGACAUCGUUCAUUUGGACGGACACAAGGUGCAUAUAGUAAGAGACAAAAUCACUAAGCCUGGUGCUCGAAUGUGGAAGAAAGGAGAGGGUCUACCAAACUUUGACAACAUCAACAUCCGAGGUUCCCUCAUCAUCACCUUUGACGUAGAGUUUCCUCAGACACAACUUGAUGAUCAGCAAAAAGAUGGUAUCCGGGGCCUCCUGAAGCAGGGAUCUGUACAGAAAGUUUAUAAUGGGCUACAAGGAUACUAAACUCACCACUGGAGCCCCUGGAUUGACUUUCUUUUUUACACACACACACACACACACACACACACACACACACACACACACACACACACACACACACACACACACACACACACACACAGGGUUUAUUUAUUUCCGGACUGUUCUCAGGACGGUAACCUCCAGUCGGGCUGCAGUUUUUAAACAUCACGUGAAAAGCAGCUGCAGAUUUUUUUAUUUUCAGGAUUCCAGACCUGAGAACUUGUCCCGUUUUAGUCCCACACGGUUUACUGUAACACUGGUUGAUUUGAAAAUCCGUCUGAUGCUGGUGCUCGUCUACAGGGGCCGCCCCCGCAGCGGCGGGAGGAGGAGGAGCCUCUGCUAAUAUGUCACAACUACAGCUGAAACAUUAGGACCUUUUUUAAAGCCGGUAAUCAGUUUUAUAAAUUGAAAGCAGCACUUGUUGAGUCAUCUGGUAUAUUAAGUUCAUCUACAUUUUGUAAAUAAGAAAGAAGACGGGUUUCGUUUUCCUUAUUUAUGUUGUCUGUCUUAGUUUGACUCCGUCUGCCUCCCGGUUCACCAAGUUAAGAGUUGAUCUCUUCAACUGUGAACACAGCUUUUUCUUGAUUUCUGAGGUAAAACGCUUCGCUCCCCCUCUGACACGACUUGGAAGUCACGUUUCUUUGCUGCUCUUACGCUCGCUCGAGACUCGAAGGGACUUCAGACCAAGUGCCAGUGCCCUCCCUGGAAGCAACUGACUGGUUUCUGUUUUAGAUUUCCUUUUGACUGCAACACUGCCUCCUACCUUUGAGAGCACGAGUCAUCCUGGCCUUUUUACUGACAGAUUUCUACAAAUUUGGUGAGCUGUCAUACCAACAUCUACCACGAGAUAGAGCCACAGUAAAGUCAAUGGCGGCUUUACAGUUGGACAAUCCUAAACGCAGGAUGUUGUGUGAUUAUUCUGCAGCGAGACAGACCUAAGGCCUAACCAAUUUGUUUCACCUGAUCACCAAUAAACCGUGAGCUAGA
Molecule: messenger RNA, 2242 nt
Organism: Nothobranchius furzeri (turquoise killifish)
Lineage: Eukaryota; Metazoa; Chordata; Actinopteri; Cyprinodontiformes; Nothobranchiidae
Gene: dnajb11
Product: DnaJ heat shock protein family (Hsp40) member B11
Biological process (GO): protein maturation; protein folding
Cellular component (GO): endoplasmic reticulum
Molecular function (GO): misfolded protein binding
Source: RefSeq, a predicted model, not a curated record